AUGUUCAUAGAGCAAAGACUUGAAGCUUUGAAUAAAAUUGACGAAGGCAUCGUUCAACUCUUGGAAAGUCUAGGAUGCAUUUUUGAAACGUAUACUGUGCCGAGCAAAUCCGACUUCCAGGACGUUUCUCAAAUUAGAGAUCACUUCAGUGGCGACGUGAGAAAAUUCUACAGCUCUUUGAGCAACGUGGCCAUAAGCUUGAGGAAAGAAGUCAAACUCUUAGAUGACAACACGGGAACCUCUCAACUGAACAAAGACCUGGUGAUGGUGUUGCCAGUGAGUGUGGAGAAGAAGAAUACUGCCCUCGGUGAAAUCAAGCUCGAAGCAGAAUUAAAAAACUUGGAAUGA
Messenger RNA from Metschnikowia bicuspidata var. bicuspidata NRRL YB-4993, 348 nucleotides. It is a transcript of the gene MED11, whose product is annotated as Med11p. NCBI's taxonomy places the organism in Eukaryota, Fungi, Ascomycota, Pichiomycetes, Serinales, Metschnikowiaceae. The transcript has a single exon. Gene Ontology annotation, cellular component: mediator complex. Gene Ontology annotation, biological process: regulation of transcription by RNA polymerase II. The coding region runs from base 1 to 348 and encodes 115 amino acids. The record is from RefSeq and is a predicted model, not a curated record. Gene Ontology annotation, molecular function: transcription coregulator activity.